This is a messenger RNA of Paralichthys olivaceus (Japanese flounder), 1431 nucleotides long. RefSeq lists its product as uncharacterized. Lineage: Eukaryota; Metazoa; Chordata; Actinopteri; Pleuronectiformes; Paralichthyidae. The record is from RefSeq and is a predicted model, not a curated record.
GUCCCAGUUCACAGGUGCAGCCAGCGAUUCCACUCCACUUUUGAAAAGUUUAAAUUCAAUGAAUAUAUCUUCAUGACCCACUACCUCGAAGUUCUCGGUGUGGAUUGAAAAAACUGUGGUUUUAACUCGAGAUGAUCGAUCAAAUAUCAGUGAAUCUGCUCGUUACUGCCAAUCAACAACAGGAGGCGCCCGUGUGCAGGCACAGGACCACGCGCAGGGGGAGAAUAAGAAAAAGCAGGAUAUGGAGCAAACUUAGUAAACGUAGCAGUGAUAAUGCUCUAAACUAUGACAGCGUGAGCUCUGUGCAUGAUGGCCUGCAGACAAAGGAGCACUUUAGAAGAUAAACGGAAGAAGAAGUUACGUGACAAGGCGAGAGAUAAGACUCGCAUUAACAUCAGCGAAGCUUUCCGGCGUUGGAAAGACCUCCGAGGGGCAACGGGCUUGGACACGGACGCGGAGUUCGCACAUUAUCUGCUCGAAAGUUAUGAAAAAACACUAUCAAGCCUUGGACAUAAAUCUGCCCCUAAAAGAUCUGCCUUGGAUAAUGAUAUCGAAAACAUCCUAGACACAACUGAACAGAGAGCAGCAGGAGCAGAUGACGUCUUUCAUUUUUUGGAUAAUGAUAUAGAAAACAUCCCAGACACAACUGAACACAGCCCAGCAGGAGCGGAUGACAUCUGUGAUGAGGACGUCUACGUGCCACUAAUUCGUAAUCAGAGCUUCACAACAUCUGAGCUGUUACUGGAAUGUGAAGAAGAGGAGCUCGAGCCGUGCCAGAAACCAACAUCACAACUUGACUCCAAAGAUGAGGAUGAUGUCAGAGAGUCGAAAAAUGAACAGUUAGAUUGUAAGCUGAAGCCUUUGUCACCUCUUCAGAGAAAUCAAGUGAAUUCAACACCCAGGUUGAACAGAGAAACAGCAGAACCUGUUGUCUUCAACUACAAAGGAUUCACUGUGGUUCUCUCAAGACACUGGAUCUUCCCAUGAAUUCAUUUGAAAUAGCACCAGAUGAUCAUCAGCAGCUUUUCCAGAAAGUGACUUCAGCCACAGAAACAGCUUGGUCCUAAAGCAACAAGUCUGAUUCUUUAUCCAGAGUCCACGAUGCUGCAAAAUCUAUAAAGACAUCUAACCAGCUGCAGACGGACCAGUCCAGCUCCCAGACUCCCUCUCUAUCCCAUCCUCUGCCUUGCUUCAUCGCAUUGAACUUGAAUCAACGGUUAUGUCACACACAUAAACAUCUUGAUCGAGACACAGAAUGUUAAGUUAUCUGCACAUUGAUUUGAUGUUCAGACCAUUGUGAGUCUGUUGGCUCUGACAUCCUGUCUAGAGUCUGUGUAGCCCUGCACACAGCGUCUGUUUCAACAACUAACAACCUGUCAGUCACAGGUUUAUUGUAACGUUUUGCAAAAAAAAAAAAAAAAAAGUCAAAUU